Messenger RNA from Ailuropoda melanoleuca (giant panda), 4063 nucleotides. RefSeq names its product caprin family member 2 (gene CAPRIN2). NCBI's taxonomy places the organism in Eukaryota, Metazoa, Chordata, Mammalia, Carnivora, Ursidae. Gene Ontology annotation, cellular component: cytoplasm. Gene Ontology annotation, molecular function: signaling receptor binding. Bases 501 to 3707 code for a protein of 1068 amino acids. The transcript is spliced from 19 exons. The record is from RefSeq and is a predicted model, not a curated record. Gene Ontology annotation, biological process: positive regulation of canonical Wnt signaling pathway.
CCGAGCUGCGGCGGCCUGGGUCGACGCGGCGUGGGGAGGCGGCCCACCCGGGCGGGGUGGGCAGGGCUGGGUGGCUGCCGCGGCAGAGAGGUGGAAGGGCGGCUCGGCAUCCUCGGGGCGGGGCCGUCGAGGGCAGGUGGCCAGUGCGUUUUGUUUCCAGGUCGGCCUCCCCAGAGGCACCUGCAGAAGGGGCCCCAGCCUGGUGCCUCGGCGUCCGGAAAGCUGUGGGAAGGGCGGGGGUCGGUGCCCUCGGGGCGACUCUCGCGCGGGCCCCUGCGGGGACUGAGGAUUAGCGCUGGCCUGCGUGGGGCCUGUUAUGUCCUUGCUUUGGGGGUGCUCCGUAAGGGGAUGCGUGGGGGUGAAGGGUGCGAGGACCACUGACCAGGGCGGUGUAAGGCUCGCGACGAUGAGCUUUUAAACUGGUGUGGUGUGAAUGGUUAUGGCUUAGUCUAAACGGAACAGAAAACCAAGUUGGAGCUCUUGCAGCUUCAUCUGUUUCAAUGGUGCAACUCUCUUCAUCUCCUUUUGGUUACCAGUCACCUUCAGGCCGUUCAGAGGAGGGAAGAGAGGGGAAUAUGAAGUCAGCCAAGCCCCAAGUGAACCACAGUCAGCAUGGGGAAAGCCAGCGGGCCAUGAGCCCCUUGCAGUCUACUCUCAGUUCUGCUGCCUCUCCUUCCCAAGCAUAUGAGACAUAUAUUGAUAAUGGACUCAUAUGCCUUAAACACAAAAUUAGAAACAUCGAGAAAAAGAAGCUCAAACUUGAAGACUACAAGGAUCGCCUGAAAAAUGGGGAGCAACUUAAUCCAGACCAGUUGGAAGCGGUAGAGAAAUAUGAAGAAGUACUACAUAACUUAGAAUUUGCCAAGGAACUUCAGAAAACCUUUUCUGGACUGAGCCAGGAUCUACUUAAAGCGCAGAAGAAGGCCCAGAGAAGGGAGCACAUGCUAAAACUUGAGGCUGAGAAGAAAAAACUUCGUACUAUACUUCAAGUUCAGUAUGUAUUACAGAACUUGACACAGGAACAUGUGCAGAAGGAUUUCAAAGGGGGCUUGAAUGGUGCAGUGUAUUUGCCUUUAAAAGAACUUGACUACCUCAUUAAAUUUUCAAAACUGACCUGCCCUGAAAGAAAUGAAAGUCUGAGUGUUGAAGACCAGAUGGAGCAGUCAUCCUUGUACUUUUGGGACCUUUUGGAAGGUAGUGAGAAAGCAGUGGUAGGAACGACAUACAAACACAUGAAAGAUCUGCUGUCUAAAUUGCUGAACUCAGGCUAUUUUGAGAGUAUCCCAGUCCCAAAAAAUGCUAAGGAGAAAGAAGUAUCAUUGGAGGAAGAAAUGCUAAUAAAAUCAGAGAAGAAAAAACAAUUAUUGAAAACUGAAUCUGUCAAAGAGUCAGAGUCUCUCAUGGAACUUGCACAGCCAGAGAUACAACCCCAAGAGUUUCUUAACAGACGCUACAUGACAGAGGUAGAUUAUUCAAGCAAACAAGAUGAAGAGCAAUCUUGGGAAGCAGAUUAUGCUAGAAAACCAAAUCUCCCUAAAUGUUGGGAUAUGCUUACUGAACCAGAUGGUCAGGAGAAGAAACAGGAAUCCUUCAAGUCCUGGGAGCCGUCUGUUAAGCACCAGGAGGUAUCAAAGCCUGCAGUUUCCUUAGAACAGAGGAAACAAGAUCCAAAACUCAGGUCCACUCUACAGGAAGAGCAGAAGAAGCAGGAUGUCUCCAAACCCAAGUCAGCUCCUAGCCAGUGGAAGCAAGAAGCUCCUAAAUCCAAAACAGGAUAUAUUCAAGAAGAACAGAAGAAGCAGGAGACACCAAAGCCUUGGCCGGUUCAGCUGCAGAAAGAACAGGAUCCAAAGAAGCAAUCUCCAAAGUCUUGGACACCUUCUGUGCAGAAUGAACAGGACAUCAAGUCAUGGACCACUACCAUGUGUGAAGACCAGGAUUCAAGACAGCAAGAGACUCCAAAAUCCUGGGAAAACAAUAUUGAGAGUCAAAAACACCCUUUAACACCACAAUCACAGAUUUCUCCAAAGUCCUGGGGGGUAGCUCCAGCAAGCCUCAUACCAAAUGACCAGCUCCUGCCCAGGAAGUUUAAUACAGAACCCAAAGAUGUGCCUAAGCCUAUGCAUCAGCCUGUAGGUUCUUCCUCGACUCUUCCAAAGGAUCCAGUAUUGAGGAAAGAAAAACUGCAGGAUCUGAUGACCCAGAUUCAAGGAACUUGUAACUUUAUGCAAGAAUCUAUUCUGGAUUUUGACAAACCUUCAAGUGCAAUUCCAUCGUCACAACCGCCUUCAACUACUCCAGGUAGCCCAGUAGCAUCUACAGAACAAAAUCCAUCCAGUCAAAGCGAUUUUCUUCAAGAGCCAUUACAGGCUGCUUCUUCUUCAGUUACCUGUAGCUCAAAUGCUUGCUUGGUUACUACCGAUCAGGCUUCUUCGGGAUCUGAGACAGAGUUUAUGACCUCAGAGACUCCUGAGGCAGCAGUGCCCCCAAGCAAGCAACCGUCUUCACUAGCUUCUCCAAAUCCUCCCAUGUCCAAGGGCUCUGAACAGGGCUUCCAGUCUCCUCCAGCGAGUAGUAGUUCAGUAACCAUUAACACAGCGCCCUUUCAAGCCAUGCAGACAGUAUUUAAUGUUAAUGCACCUCUGCCUCCACGGAAAGAACAAGAAAUAAAAGAAUCCCCUUAUUCAUCCGGCUACAAUCAGAGUUUUACUACAGCGAGUACACAGACACCACCCCAGUGCCAACUGCCAGCGAUACAUGUAGAACAGACUGUCCUUUCUCAAGAGACUGCAGCAAGUUAUCCUGAUGGAACUAUUCAAGUAAGCAAUGGUAGCCUUGCCUUUUACCCAGCACAGACGAAUGUAUUUCCCAGACCCUCUCAACCAUUUGUCAAUAGCCGGGGAUCUGUUAGAGGAUGUACUCGUGGUGGGAGAUUACUAACCAAUUCGUAUCGGUCCCCUGGUGGUUAUAAAGGUUUUGAUACUUAUAGAGGACCACCUUCAAUUACCAAUGGAAAUUAUAGCCAGCUACAGUUCCAAGCUAGAGAAUACCCCGGAACACCUUAUUCCCAAAGGGAUAAUUUCCAGCAGUGUUACAAGCGAGGAGGGACAUCUGGUGGUCCUCGGACAAAUUCAAGAGCAGGGUGGAGUGAUUCUUCUCAGGUGAGCAGCCCAGAAAGAGACAACGAAACCUUUAACAGUGGUGACUCUGGACAAGGAGACUCGCGUAGCAUGACCCCUGUGGAUGUGGCCGUGACAAACCCAGCAGCCACCAUACUGCCAGUACACGUCUACCCCCUGCCUCAGCAGAUGCGAGUUGCCUUCUCAGCAGCCAGAACCUCUAAUCUCGCCCCUGGAACUUUAGACCAACCUAUUGUGUUUGAUCUUCUUCUGAACAACUUGGGAGAAACUUUCGAUCUUCAGCUUGGUAGAUUUAAUUGUCCGGUGAAUGGCACUUAUGUUUUCAUUUUUCAUAUGCUAAAGCUGGCAGUGAACGUGCCCCUGUAUGUCAACCUCAUGAAGAAUGAAGAGGUCUUGGUAUCUGCCUAUGCCAACGAUGGUGCUCCAGACCAUGAGACUGCUAGCAACCAUGCGAUUCUUCAGCUCUUCCAGGGAGACCAGAUAUGGCUACGUUUGCACAGGGGAGCAAUUUAUGGAAGUAGUUGGAAAUACUCUACAUUUUCAGGCUACCUUCUUUAUCAAGAUUGAAAGUCAGUGCAGAAUUGACAGUAAAAGGAUGGUGUUCUAAUUAGUGGGGUCAAAGGAGAAACGUAGUCUUUGCCGUUGUGACUGAUUGGUUUAGGAAAAUGGUUUCAUUCCUAGAGGAAGGAGGAGGUCCUUACUUUUUUGUUUUCCUCCCCAAGGUGAAAAAUUUCAAGCUGAAUGACAAUUAGCACUAACCUGGCACUUUAUAAAUUGUGAUGUAGCCUCGCUAGUCAAGCUGUGAAUGUAUAUUGUUUGCACUUAAUCCUUAACUGUAUUAACGUUCAGCUUACUAAACUGACUGCCUCAAGUUCAGGCGAGUUAUAAUGCCUUGUUGUGCCUCAAUAAAAAAGUUACAUGCA